Fragaria vesca subsp. vesca is the source of this 1667-nucleotide messenger RNA. Its product is annotated as polyvinylalcohol dehydrogenase-like. The record is from RefSeq and is a predicted model, not a curated record. Lineage: Eukaryota; Viridiplantae; Streptophyta; Magnoliopsida; Rosales; Rosaceae. Bases 15 to 1655 code for a protein of 546 amino acids. The transcript has 4 exons.
UUGCUGUUAGAUCCAUGGCAGCUAGGCAUUACAACAAUCUCUUUGCCCUUUCUCUAUUCACCGUUUGUCUAUUUGCUUCCGCAGCCAAUGCAGAUUAUGAUCAGCAUGGACAUAAUCACAAGGUAACACAGAACUGGUUGAACCACGGUGGUGAUUUGCGUAACAGAAGAUACGCCAAAUACGAAACCAAGAUCAGCCCUGAAACAGUUUCCAAACUACGCUUCAAGUGGGAGUUCAAAGCAGGCCAGGACAUAACUGUAACUCCAUCGAUUUACGACGGUACGCUUUAUUUUCCGAGCUGGAAUGGACAUCUCUACGCCCUCAAAGCUUCCGAUGGGUCUGUAGUUUGGGAAAAGAAUAUGGGAAUAUUAACCGGGCUUAAUUGGACUGGAUUUAUUACCCCUAAUUGGAUCGUGUCAAGAUCAACUCCAACCAUUGCCGGCGAUAAUGAUGAGCUUUUGAUUGUUGGAAUAUAUGGCCCUGCCGUUCUUAUUGCCCUGGAACGAUCAACUGGGAAGCUCGUGUGGUCGGUCAGGCUAGAUAGCCACGCCGCAGGUGCUAUAACCAUGUCCCCAACUUACUACAAAGGGAGCAUAUACAUUGGAACGACGUCGGUAGAAGAAGGGGUUAGCCCCGAUGAAUGUUGUACUUUCCGUGGAAGCUUUUCCAAAUUAGACGUCAAAACCGGUGCCGUUUUAUGGCAAACUUACAUGCUGCCGGAUAAUCACGGAAAGUUGGGACAGUAUUCCGGCGCGGCGAUAUGGGGAAGUAGUCCAUCCAUCGACGUCCAUAGAAGGCAUGUAUAUAUCGCUACCGGGAACACGUACUCGGUCCCCGAAUAUAUAAGCCAAUGCCAAGAGAACCAGUUAAAUACUACUAAUUCAAGCGUACCUACUCAUUCAGAUGCGUGUGUUGAGCCUGUUAAUCAUGGCAACUCCAUCCUAGCUCUUGAUAUGGAUACUGGCGAAAUCCAAUGGUACCGUCAGCUGGGUGGCUACGAUGUAUGGUUUCUAGAGUGCUUCCUUAAUACUUCGGUGUGCCCUAUUGGACCGAACGUCGAUGCCGAUUUUGGGGAAGCACCGAUGAUGCUUAGACCAUAUAUCAAUGAAACCAAGCGAGAUAUAGUUGUUGCUGUCCAGAAAAGUGGGUUUGCUUGGGCUCUUGAUCGGAAUAAUGGUAGCCUUGUUUGGUCAACUGAAGUUGGUCCUGGUGGGAUUCUAGGAGGAGGAUCAUGGGGAGCAGCUACAGACAAGAAAAGGGUGUACACCAACAUAAUCAACAACGGAGGCAAAAACUUCACUCUAAAACCAUCUAACAACGUCACAACUUCCGGUGGAUGGGCUGCAAUGGAUCCCCGGAGUGGAGAGGUCCUGUGGUCGACGGCUAAUCCCAGCAAUGCAUUUUCUGCCGGACCGGUCAGCGUCGCCAAUGGAGUCUUAUUUGGCGGAUCCACAGAUGCAAAUGGAACUGUAUACGCAAUGAACACCCGAACUGGUGAAAUCCUGUGGUCGUAUGAAACCGGAGCAACCGUGUACGGUGGCAUGUCGAUAAGCAAUGGGUGCAUAUACGUUGGCAGUGGAUAUAAAGUUGGUUUUGGAGCUACAAUGCCAAUGUUUACGGCCGGGACCUCCCUAUUUGCCUUCUGUGUCACAUGAAUUACCUCGAUG